This is a messenger RNA of Hemicordylus capensis (graceful crag lizard), 2944 nucleotides long. It is a transcript of the gene CLGN, whose product is annotated as calmegin. Lineage: Eukaryota; Metazoa; Chordata; Lepidosauria; Squamata; Cordylidae. Gene Ontology annotation, molecular function: calcium ion binding. The transcript has 16 exons. Gene Ontology annotation, cellular component: endoplasmic reticulum; endoplasmic reticulum membrane. Gene Ontology annotation, biological process: protein folding. The record is from RefSeq and is a predicted model, not a curated record. The coding region runs from base 322 to 2166 and encodes 614 amino acids.
GGAGAGGCGUAGAGAUCAACACCAAUUAAGUCUUCGUAUCCGAGGAGAGGGACGCCCUCCAGGCGGCGACGGCUGCUGCGGAGUCAGGGCGAGCAGAGGGCUCGAUAAUUAGUUGCCUGAAGCGGGCGAAGUUGCGGCUAAUUGUAGCUAAUCGGCUCAUUUCUGCCCGUUUGUUUGGCAUCAUCGAGCAGCAGCCAUGGGGCCGGAUGGAUCCUAAACAAAAGCUGCUGGAGAUGCUGGCAAGUAACUGAUGCUGAUCUUUUGGCAGAAAUAGCUCUCUUGGCAAAUGUUAGAAUACAAUACUAUCUUAAAGUAACCAGGAUGCGAUUCCAGUGGGACUGGCUGUGCUUUAGUGUCAUGCUGUUAAGUUCAGUGAGUGCUGAAUCUGAAGAUUCAGAAGUCGAAGUGGAAGAUUUUGACAAGAAUUCAGAAGAUACUAAUGUUGACCAAGGCAGAUCAUCCCUGGAAGUUUUGUACAAGACGCCAAAGCCUUCUGGAGAAGUGUAUUUUGCGGAAACCUUUGAUGAUGGAAUGUUGUCUGGGUGGGUUCUCUCUCAAACUAAAAAAGAGGAUACAGACGAAGAUAUUGCUAAAUAUGAUGGAAGAUGGGAAAUAGAACCAUUAAAGGAAAACACAGUGCCUGGUGACAGAGGAUUAGUACUGAAAUCUGUAGCAAAGCAUCAUGCAAUAUCAGCUAUGUUAACACAGCCAUUUGUUUUUGAUAGUAAGCCAAUGAUAAUUCAGUAUGAAGUGAAUUUUCAAGAUGGCAUUGAUUGUGGUGGUGCAUAUGUUAAACUUCUUUCCAAAAGUGAAGACUUGAAUCUGGUAUGUAGUAUUGGGGUUCCAGUGGAACUUCAGGAAUACUUCUAUGACAAAACAUCAUACACAAUUAUGUUUGGACCAGAUAAAUGUGGAGAAGAUUACAAACUACACUUUAUCUUCAGACAUAAACAUCCUAAAACAGGAGACUAUGAGGAAAAACAUGCCAAGCGUCCUGAUGUAGACCUUAAAAAAAUCUAUUCUGACAGGAAGACUCAUCUAUAUACUCUUGUGCUGAAACCAGAUGACACAUUUGAAAUGUUAAUUGACCAAGCAGUUGUAAGUAAAGGAAGUCUCCUGGAAGAUGUGGUUCCGCCGGUGAAUCCUCCAAAAGAAAUAGAAGAUCCCGAUGAUAAGAAGCCUGAGGACUGGGAUGAAAGACCUAAAAUUCCUGAUCCCAAUGCUGUCAAGCCAGAUGACUGGAAUGAAGAUGACCCUCCCAAAAUAGAAGAUCCUGAUGCUGUUAAGCCUGAAGGUUGGCUUGAUGAUGAACCAGAAUAUAUUCCAGAUCCCAAUGCAGAAAAACCAGAUGAUUGGUAUGAGGAUAUGGAUGGUGAAUGGGAAGCUCCACAAGUUCCUAACCCAAAGUGUGAGACUGCACCUGGCUGUGGAACAUGGGUCCGCCCUAUGAUGAGCAAUCCAAACUAUAAAGGAAAAUGGAAACCACCAAUGAUAGAGAACCCUAAUUAUCAGGGGAUAUGGAGUCCUCAAAAAAUUCCUAAUCCUGAUUAUUUUGAAGAUACUCAUCCUUUUCAGAUGACUCCUGUUGGUGCUAUUGGUUUAGAGCUUUGGUCUAUGACAUCUGAUAUCUACUUUGAUAACUUUAUUAUCUGCUCAGAAAAGGAAGUGGCUGAUCGAUGGGCAGCAGGUGGCUGGGGCUUUAAAAAAUUGGUUGCAAGUGCUAAUGAGCCUGGUAUGUUUAGUCAGUUGGUGACUGCUGCAGAAGAACGUCCCUGGCUUUGGGUUCUUUACAUCUUGACUUUAGCACUACCUGUAGGACUGGGCAUAUUGUUCUGCUGGCCAUCCAAGAAAAUGGAUGAAGAUGUGGACUACAAAAAAACAGAUGUGGUCAAGCCAAUUACAAAAGGAGAACUAGAACAACAGACAGAAGGAAAGGAUGAAGAACUAGAAAAACCAAAUGAAAAUGCUGGUGAAGCUGAAGGUGGUGAACGUGAAGAUGAAGAUUAUGAAGAAGGAAAUGAAACUGCUGACGGAAGUCAGGAAGAAGAGGGCAAUAAAUCAAAUAAAUCUGGCUCAGAAGAUGAGAUGAAAGAAGCAGAUGAAAGCACAGGUUCCGGUGACGGGCCAACAAAAUCAGUGCGCAAAAGAAGAGUACGAAAGGACUAACUUAUUUCCAGCUAGUAUUGACAGUUCCUGACUACAGAACAUGGGCAUUUUGGUUUGUCUACCAGCAUGCAGGUUGUUGAGUCUUAAACUAAAAUAAAGACUGAACUCAAUUAUUUAGCCGCCCACUUCCAUUUUCCAGCCCAGUCCCUCUUAAUCUUGUAAGUUUUUUCCUAAUUUGAGAAAAAACUGUGAAGUUACUUGUUUGUUCAUGGAAUAAAAGGUGAUAUGACUGAUUUAUUGUAAAUAUUCUUUGAAGUUACUUAGAUAAUAUUGUUGGAAAUUAUUUUGGCUUCACAUACUACCUUUUAAAAAGCUCAAAUAUGGGAAUAUAUUUUUUGCAGCGUUAGCACAAAUGCACUGUUUUUACACUUUAGAUUAAAAGGAAUAAACAGUAGUUGUAACAUCCACUAGAGGAUGCCUCUUAGAGCAGAUGAUGCCAACUUUCUGUGCUGAGCUGCAUGCAAUAACUGUGAUUUGGCCAUUUGAGUACAUCAACUUUUUUUUUUACAGUAAUGUCAACCUGCAGUUCAUUUAUCACGUGUUAGUUUGACAUUUGUUGCAGUUGCUCUUUUGUUUUACAGAGAACCACAUUGUCAUUAAUUAUAAACUGCAUGUUUUACAUUUAAAUGCAAAAAUGUUAACUACAUUCCAGUAAAACUGUGUACAGGAGCCUUUUUCACAUUUUUAUAGUUUCAUGUUUCAAGCCAGAGUGGCAUAACCCGUUUACAAAAUAUUUGCUAAGUGUAUAUUGCCUCCUGAAUAAAAAUAUUUAAUAUAA